CAUGCAUGCCUGACGGAUGGCGCGUUUUAGUGCCGUCAGUUGCGGCGCUCUCCUGUCUCUUCAUGAAUGCGCUCUCGCUCUCCUCCCGCAUGCGAGCGCUCACUCACGAGGUUUGCGGAAACAGGAAUCGUUACAAGAAUGUAACACUAGUUGUAAUAUGCCAGGUGGAUCUCUGAGCCAGAUUCCCGGAAGCCAAGGCGACAGGCCCUGGCUGCAUGCGCUGUUCCUGGAUGGGCAACCAUUGGUUUGUCGUAUAACAAAGCAGAUCAAGAUAAACUCCUAGUCUUCCUCAGGAAGCAAGAAACGCGUCCUGGCACAGCCUGGCAAAGCCUGAUUAGUUCCGAGGUUAUGGGUAACGACCUACAGUGCGUCGGCGGCCCUGGCUGCGUGUGUGUGGUCCCCUGCCUGAGAACCCGGCUGACAGGGUCACCUCGAAGGUCCCCUACACGACGUGAAUCCGUUGGUGAUCGGAACGGAGCUUCAAGCUGGCAGAUGGUCAACCUCUGGCGACGGCAAGCCAACGGAGAAGCAGGCUGAGUGCUGCAGCCUUGGUUCGAGUUUUCCGUCUGCUUUUAGACUCUGCACACGCGAGUCCUGGUGGAUGAGAGAGAAUCUCAGGAUCCAGCAGCUCUCAGCCAGCUUAUCUUGUAUUGUGCAGCGUGACUCUGGGUGAAUUGUGGGGAAGAGAGGUGAGGCCAUCAUGCCGACGCUCACUGAGGAUGCCACGUAUCUUGCCAAGAUGUUUGCUUCGGUGGUCGCGAUUGGUUCAGCAGCUGCCAUCUCUCUGCCGUUUCUCCUGCCCACAGCCUUCCUGUUUUCGCCUUUGAUUGCCAUUUUUGCUGCUUACACCUAUAUCAAGCCCCGCGCGUUCCAGCGGAAGCUCCUUCAGGGUCCCAGCAGCACCGCAGCUAGACGGCCAUGGCAGCCUUCCCCAGACGUGCAAGGGAAGCAUUACGAACAGGAAGAAGUAUUUCGCCGACUGCCAGAGCCCGCUCUUACCGGCAAAGAGGCUCGGUCUGGUCUACCACCUGUAAGCAAGACAGCGUGUGGGUUAAGGGACCCGAGCAGCAGGACUGCUGGGUUUGGAGCGACGCAGGCUGGGGAGAGGACCAACGUGGAUGCUGCGUGCCGAUUCCCAUCUCAAACUACUGUCCCACAAGCUGACAUCCCGCAGACUGGCGUUCCUCCAACUGCCAUUCCGCCAGCUGGCCCCCCUCACGUUGCUCCUACCCCUCCUGCUGGCAUUCGAGCUGUGCCUUCGAGCCCUGAGUCUGUGCUUGUGGCAGGGUUCCCUAAAGCGAGGGCGGUGGCUGGGCUGGGGAGCAUGGAAGGGCCGACGGGGCUGGGUGGUCCAAGGCUGAGGGUGAGGGCCCAGGCGGCGGGUCAUGGUGGGAUUGAAGAGGGGCCGGCUGAAGAAAGGCAUGCAGGGGUGGGAGAAUUCGAGCGGGGAGAGCAGCAGGAGCAGGAAGGGAAGAAGCAGCUGGUGGAGGAGGAGGAGGAGGAGGGGGAGGAGGAACAGGAGGGGCCAACCCUGGUGCUUCAUCACAUCCCGAAGGACCUGACUGGCGUGGCACGUGUCCGUGAGGGUGAAGCAGCUGAGGCUGGAGUCGAAGCACCUGCAGCAGAGGAGACGACAGCAGCGGAUUUUGCAAGGCAGGAACUCGGCAAGCCCGAGGGAGAAGCUGAGGAGAAACGAGUGGUGGGUGAACAGGGAGCGGAGGAGUCAGAGGAGGGGCUCCUGGUGGAGAAAGAGGUGGAAGAGGAGGGGGCGAGAGUUGCGAGUGAGCUGAAGAAGCUUGAGAAAGUGAUCACUGGACGGACGAUUCAAGCCCCUGCUUCUCCAAGGGAAGAGGCGGAGCUGCUGUGUGGUCUUGUGGGGGUGACCCCCCCUCCUCCGUUGUCGCCUGCACCGAAGCUGCCCCCGCUGGCACGCGUUUCUCGGAAGCAAGCUGCUGAGGGGCAGCUGUGGGAAGUGCGCCGUGCGAAUCAGCUGGUAGAAGCGACGAAGGAACAGUUGGGGGUUGCAUAAAGCUUGGAUGGAUGGAGUCGUUAGGUUGUCUUAGUAGUGAAUGUAAUGUGCCCAUGUGGGAUGUUUGUAAAGGCUUGGAUGUGUUGAAGACUAUAGGGUGCAGCGACUAUGGAGAAGAGCAAUGAUGCCACAUAAGUACGUGGGUUUUUUGGGGAUGAUAAUGGUUGACAUACAUGAUGUGUGUAAUUUACGGAAUAGGAGGUGAAGUCUCAAUCUAGUCCAUGAUGGCAUCUGGUUUCGAGCGAUUGAAUCCACGAGUGCUGCUAGAACCUGCAAGCAUGUGCUACUACAAUCUUGAUGGCCAUUCUUGGAUCAGCCUUCUUUCAGCUUGUUCCAAAUGCGGAGUGCUCACGGGGAGGGUGCUUCGAAUGUACUGUCAUGAAUGAUUCCAUGAGAAUGCUUCGUACGACUUUAUCCACCCCGCUGUUCAGCGGAUUCAGCCUCUCGUGCUCAAUGUCAUCCUGCACUCCUGCCGUUGCCGUCGCCGCCAUUCCUGCGGUUAAAUCCAUAGGAAUCGCUCACGAACAAAUCCAACGAUUUGCUGGCUUCGGAAACAAACGGCGAGGUCGGAACUUCAUUUCGCGAUGGGGUGAAAGCUGUCCCUCUGGUUACCAGCUCGCAUUCGUGCAGUCGCCGGUCAGCCAGGAUUUUGCAGGCCGGACUUCGCCAGUUCGUGCAAAGAAACUCGCAUCCGACCCGUAUGUGUCCUGCAGAGAAGCCAUCUUGGACCAACAAUUGACAUUCCGCACAGCAACACCUGACGACCUGCACUCCGUGCAUUCCCUGGAAAUGGCUGGAUACCCGGAAGACGAAGCAGCCUCCCUCAACUCUCUCAACUACCGCAUCCAGAAAGCCAGCUCAGUGUUUCUAGUGGCGACACUUGGCAGCGAGCUAGUGGGAUUUGCAUGCGGCACUCAGACGGCCAAGGACGAGCUGGACCAUGCCUCCAUGUUCGUCCAUGACCCCACAGGCGAGACAUUAUGCAUCCACUCCGUAUGCGUAAGCCAGAAGUACCGUCGUCAGGGCAUUGGGUCGCGUUUGCUGAGAGCCUACAUCAAGCACGUUUCGUCCAUCGAAGAGCCAGUGCUGCAAUCUAUUCGUUUAUUGUGCAAAAAGCCACUAUUAGGGUUCUAUAAAAGAGUCGGCUUCUCCUUGGUGGGGCCCUCAAGUGUAGUUCACGGAAGGGACCAGUGGUUUGAGUGUUUGCUCAUUACUCAACAAAAAUGAUGUGAGUAAAUUCAUAUAUUGGUG
Messenger RNA from Closterium sp. NIES-67, 3280 nucleotides. The record is from the annotation of a GenBank genome assembly. Lineage: Eukaryota; Viridiplantae; Streptophyta; Zygnematophyceae; Desmidiales; Closteriaceae.